UCCUCUCAAGGAGGAAGGGUCUAGGAGGCUUGGUCCAGUCAACCUCGGUUGCGAAACUUUUCGUCCUCCCUAACACGCAGUCGCGUUCAAUCACUUUCUACUUCUUUCUUUAUCUUUAUCUAAAGACCUAUCCCGUGCUACGUCGCAGCGCGCAUGGUUAUGGCACCGACUGCUUGUUUGCCAGCUGAAAUAUGCACCACUAUCAAACAUUUUCCCGACAAAAUCGACUUUAAUCCCAAGUGGGAUCAUGGUCAAUUCAGCUAUCAUGGAGAGGACGAUCAGCCGCAGUCUAGGUUGGCUGCCAAGGAGCUGAUCCUGGACGUCCUGAAGAAGCGUGCGUCCGAGGUGGACGUGGACUCGUGCGCCCCCGGCGCCGAGGAUGCCUUUUAUGUUGCAGACAUGGGCGAGAUCUAUCGCCAGCAUCUGCGUUGGAAACUGAACCUAAGCCGUGUCCGGCCCUUUUACGCCGUCAAGUGCAACCCGGACCCCGAAAUCCUUCGCCUCAUGGCCCAGCUCGGCAACGGGUUCGACUGUGCCUCCAAGGCGGAAAUUGACCUGGCCCUCGCCACGGGUAUCGAUCCCAGCCGCAUCAUCUAUGCGCAGCCCUGCAAGACCAAGUCCUACCUGCGCUAUGCGGCCCAGAUGGGCGUGAAACAGAUGACCUUCGAUAAUGCCGAUGAGUUGUACAAGAUCAAAGCCUGCUACCCCGACGCUGAGCUGUACCUACGCAUCCUCACGGAUGAUUCCUCAAGCAUGUGCCAGUUCAGCAUGAAGUUCGGAGCCUCGAUGGAUGUCGCCCGGCACCUGCUCGAAGUUGCCUACCAGCUCGAGCUUAAGGUGGUCGGUGUCAGCUUCCACGUUGGCUCCGGCGCCGAGGACCCCAAGGCUUUCCUGAAAGCUGUCCAGGAUGCGCGUCUGGUCUUUGAUCAAGCCGCAGAGGUGGGCCACGAGCUUCACACUCUCGACGUCGGUGGCGGUUUCAGUCAGGAGACCUUUGAGAAGUUCGCCGGUGUCCUCAGUGACGCCCUAGAUGUUUACUUCCCGCCGAACAUCCGCAUCAUCGCCGAGCCCGGCCGCUACUACGUUGCCAGCGCUUUCACCCUGGCUGCCAACGUAAUUGCUCGUCGUGAUGUGCGGGAUCCUGAGAACCCGACCCAUGAUGCCUACAUGCUCUAUCUCAAUGACGGGGUGUAUGGAAACUUCUCCAACAUCAUCUUCGACCACCAGCACCCUGUGGCCCAGGUUCUUACCUGUGACCCGAGCGUGAAUCCUCCGAAUGCUGCGACUUCGGAGGGUAUCGCCUACUCUAUCUGGGGACCGACUUGCGAUGGCAUUGAUGUCAUCAGCAAGCGCAUCAAUCUCCCGGCGCUCCUGAAUGUAGGCGAUUGGCUGUAUUUCGAGGACAUGGGAGCCUACACUAGGUGUAGCGCGACUCGCUUCAAUGGCUUCUCCGACAACCACGAGGUGAUCUACAUCUCUAGCGAAGCUGGAGCCUCUGCUCUUCUCGAGUACUAGAUGUUGUUUGAUCUUAGUUUGUGUUUAUUGUUUGCUUGGAUCUCUGCGCACCACUUGUCUUUAUCUGAUGUGGCGGCCCGCUUAUCCUUGUUCGUUCAUGAUUUAACUGC
Aspergillus homomorphus CBS 101889 is the source of this 1625-nucleotide messenger RNA. Its product is annotated as type III PLP-dependent enzyme. The record is from RefSeq and is a predicted model, not a curated record. The transcript is spliced from 2 exons. Gene Ontology annotation, molecular function: ornithine decarboxylase activity. The coding region runs from base 154 to 1515 and encodes 453 amino acids. Gene Ontology annotation, cellular component: cytoplasm. Lineage: Eukaryota; Fungi; Ascomycota; Eurotiomycetes; Eurotiales; Aspergillaceae.